Rubroshorea leprosula is the source of this 1357-nucleotide messenger RNA. NCBI's taxonomy places the organism in Eukaryota, Viridiplantae, Streptophyta, Magnoliopsida, Malvales, Dipterocarpaceae. The record is from the annotation of a GenBank genome assembly.
GAUGCAGAUUUGCCCUCCAUCCCUGCUACAUUUAUCAAAAAGAAACCCACAACUCAAUGCCUCUUCAAAAUUUCUUCAAAUUUCUCAAGAAAACAACAGUUAAAGAAAGGGGAAGAAAACCUUCAGCACUUUCAGAGGGACUAUGUCGUCAAUUUUCACUAGCUGAGCUCAAAGCUGCCACCAACAAUUUUCAUCAUGAUUUGAAACUCGGUCAAGGUGGUUAUGGCGUAGUAUACAAGGGCCUCAUUGAUGGUGGCUCCUUGGUUGUCGCUGUCAAACGUUUCAGUGGAUCAAAACAUUGCCGGCCUGAGGGAGAGUUACUCUGCCAGCUGCGCCACCAGAAUAUUGUCUCUCUUCUCGGGUUUUGUCACGAGGAGCGUGAGAUGAUCCUUGUGUUUGAAUACGUGACCCGUGGGUCACUGGAUCGUCAUCUUUUUGGGAAUGCUGAUCCACUCCCGUGGAAGCGGAGACUAGAGAUAUCUAUUGCGGCAGCGCGUGGAUUACACUACCUUCACACAGCUGCAAAGCAUGUAAUAAUUCACCGUGAUGUCAAGCCUUCUAAUAUUCUUCUGGACGAAAAUUGGGAUGCUAAGCUUUCAGAUUUUGGAACAUCCAAAAUUGGUCCCCUUAGCAUCUCAAAGCCUAAGCCCAACGCUUUGACAAAAACGAAGUCAGGAAUUAAAGGUACAAUUGGGUAUAUUGCUCCAGAAUAUCUAAUGCUUAGUGAAUUCAGUGAAAAACUUGAUAUCACCGGUCAAGGAGUUGAACGGUUCCAAAAUGAGGAACAGUUACUCUGCCAGCUGCGCCACCAGAAUCUUGUUUCUCUUCUUGGGUUUUGUCACGAGAAGGAUGAGAGGAUCCUUGUGUAUGAACAUAUGACCCAUAGGGGAUUGAGUGAUCAUCUUUUUGGGAACGCUGAUCCACCCCCAUGGAAGCGAAGACUAGAGAUAUGUAUUGGGGCAGCGCGUGGAUUACACUACAUCCACACAGGGGCAAAGUAUGCAAUAAUUCACCACGAUCCCAAUUGUUCUAAUAUUCUUCUGGACGAAAAUUGGGAGGCUAAGCUUUCAGAUUUUGCGUUAUCCAAGAUUGGUUCCCUUAGCAUCUCAAAGCCUAAGCCCAACGCCUAAGCCCAACGCCUUGACAAGAAAGGAGUCGAAUGUUGUAGGUACCUAUGGCUAUAUCCCUCCAGAGUAUAUGAUGUGUCAUGAAGUCAGUGAAAAAGUUGAUGUGCACUCACUAGGUGUGUUUUGUUGGAAGUAUUGUGCGGUAGAACGGUCAUUGAUCGCAUGGCAGCAGAAGAGGAUUUGAUUUCUGUUGGAGAACAGAAAAAUGGAAAUAGAUAACAAAGUGAUUG